Messenger RNA from Microstroma glucosiphilum, 967 nucleotides. RefSeq lists its product as hypothetical. The transcript has a single exon. NCBI's taxonomy places the organism in Eukaryota, Fungi, Basidiomycota, Exobasidiomycetes, Microstromatales, Microstromataceae. The record is from RefSeq and is a predicted model, not a curated record. The coding region runs from base 65 to 595 and encodes 176 amino acids.
GGCCUUAGCGGAGGGCGCGGGGACGAAUAGCCGAUCGGAUCGGAACUAGAAGACUGUCGUGCGAAUGUUCUUCGCAGCGCACCUGGCCAUUGUUUUGCCGUUCAUGGUCGCCCAGACUUGGGGCAACGCAUCGAUGACAUGGCCGAUCGAAGCAGCAGACUUGACCUUUGCAGGCUUGCUCUCAGUCUCCACACUUGUGUAUAUAUUGUCGACCUCUCGGCCGGCGCUCAGUCAAUCUGGAAAGCGAUCAGAAGGUGGAGCAGAGGCAGGCUGGCGUGCCUACAGCGCACACACGCACACACCUCGAACAAGCACGAGUGACCCGAUGAGUGCCACAAACGGUGCUUGUAGCCUUCCCUUUUUCGGAGUAAAGUCGCAUCACACCCCUCCGGUAUCCAUUGCACGUUUUUCACCUUGGUCGUUGCCUCUCUGUACGUCAGGCAUAGCCAAUGCUCCUAGAGACAGAGCCGAUCUCACAGCGGUGGCGAUCAGACAGCAGCCAGGUUGUGUUGUCAUCGAGUCUGUGCCACUGACUCACAGCGAGCAACUCUUUGAUCUUGCUUCCACUAUUGCAGCGAUCGCCCUUGACAGAUGAUCGUGACAUGGUCGAGGAGCGGCUUCUCGCCUUGACGCUCCGCUGCAGCUGCACCUCGGCCGCGCACUGAGUCCUUCUGACCGCCUCCCCCUGCUCCUCCCCACGUCUUCGCAUUCUCGCAAGACCGCCUCGCCCUCACCUCAACCUCACCAGACAUCACACCAACUGCCCAUCAUGUCAAUCGAGGAAAUCGCCGACGACGUUCAGGACGUGAGUGUUCCUGCUGUCUAGAAGCGUAGCGCUAGCCAACCCGGCUGGAGGGAGCUUGGCUGCUAGCUUCGAAGAGGAGCAAUCUGACCACCCCUAUGCUCACUCGCCUGCUCCCUGUCUACAGCUCAAUGUCAACGCCGGACCUACCUCGGAUGAGGAUGC